Messenger RNA from Carassius gibelio (silver crucian carp), 4220 nucleotides. It is a transcript of the gene rhoua, whose product is annotated as ras homolog family member Ua. NCBI's taxonomy places the organism in Eukaryota, Metazoa, Chordata, Actinopteri, Cypriniformes, Cyprinidae. The record is from RefSeq and is a predicted model, not a curated record. Gene Ontology annotation, biological process: small GTPase-mediated signal transduction. Bases 295 to 1056 code for a protein of 253 amino acids. The transcript has 3 exons. Gene Ontology annotation, molecular function: GTP binding; GTPase activity.
UAAAGUGCUCACUCAGACCAGUUUUAGAGAGGGGCGGAGGAGGGCUCGCCUCAUGAGGGUAUAACGGCAGUGUACGUGGGGGCUUUGUAUUUAUUUUUGCUUCAGAGUUGUUUUGUUUUAUAACCAGAUAAAGCAAACACUUCUUGAUUUGAAAUAUAGCUUUUAGCGGACUUUUUUAUUCUUCGUAAAGUAGGUUAAAUGGACGCCGCGGUGAAAUCGGAGACUGGUGCUCCGCUUUCUCAUUCACGAGUGAGCUGACUCUCUGAAACCGCUGGACGGUCCGUGUCUUCGGCGAUGCCUCCGCAGGGAGGUGGAGAAUACAAGCCGGCUCCGGGUACAGCAGUGCCGCCGGUUCCCCCGCGGAGACUCCGGGGCAGAGAUUUAUCAUCCGCGGUGAAGAGCCGCUUCGGGGCGGCAGCGGAGCGCAGGGUGAAGUGCGUGCUGGUUGGUGAUGGUGCAGUGGGUAAAACUAGUCUCAUUGUGAGCUAUACCACAAAUGGAUAUCCCACCGAGUAUGUUCCUACAGCGUUUGACAACUUUGCAGCGGUUGUAGCUGUUGAUGGCAAGCCUGUGAAACUUCAGCUUUGUGACACAGCCGGUCAGGAUGAGUUUGACAAGCUCCGGCCGCUGUGCUACACCAAUGCUGAUGUCUUCUUGCUCUGCUUCAGUGUGGUAAGUCCCUCCUCUUUCCAGAACGUGAGGGAGAAGUGGGUUCCUGAGAUCUGCCGGCACUGCCCGAGGGCACCGAUACUGUUGGUGGGCACUCAGGCUGACCUGCGGCAAGAUGUCAAAGUGCUCAUCCAACUGGCCCAGUACAAGGAGCGGCCGGUGGACCCCCAGGAGGCCUGCAUGUGUGCUGAGGAAGUACAGGCCGUCUCGUACAUGGAGUGCUCAGCGCUCACUCAGAAGAACCUGAAGGAGGUGUUUGACACGGCUAUAAUGGCCAGCAUCCAGUACUCGGACAGCCAGCAGCAGAAAAGACUGAAGAAGCGGACGCCCGAUAAAAUGAGGAAGCUCUCUGAGUCCUGGUGGAAGAAAUACUGCUGUUUGGCAUAGACGUGAGAAUAUGAUUGCAUACUGUUGAUAUGAAUGCGGUUAGACUGGAACCAGCUUUUUUGGAUAGAAAUGGACACAAGAUCCAUCUGCUUUAUGAGACUGUGUUAGUGGAUUAACAUGCGCACACCGGGCCGUGAAAUUAAUCGGACAUUUUAGAAAAGAUCGGCCAGCUUUUGUGAUGAAAUGGAAAGAUUCAUAGAGACCCAAAGUUGUCCGCUGUAUUUUAGGAUCUGCUCUUCAUUUGGAAAGUCCCAAGUUAACCUCAGAUACUCAUGUGAACAAUUCAGGGCGAGAGUCAUCUGUCUUUCUUUACCUUAUCUCUUGUUGAAGAGGGUUUCAAGUGGACUUGAGAUCUAGUUUCAAGAUCUAGUUUAGACUGCCAGAACUUUCCUUCUUCAUUUAGACACUGUGAAAAGCAACCUGGUCGGUCUCAGCAUGUUGUUAGUGUUUUAACACUUCUUUUGCUUACAGAAUGGAAUUACUCGCCUUUGUUAUUCCCUCGUCUUGGAGGAUUAUUGAUCCAGAGUGGGUUCAGUCUGAUAUACUUAAGUGCUCCUUCAUGUAUCUGUCAAAGCAUUAAGUGUGAUGUUGAGUACAAGCAGAUGUUUGGACACACUAUCAACUUGACAUCACUGACAUUUACCUUGUUGUCCUCUGAGGGUGAAUGAUUGUCCAUUUUAGAGACAGCAGGACGCUGGCACAUCUCUCCAGGCUGUCUUGUUUACAUUUGGAGUUAAGUUCAGAUCCAAACAUGCUGUGAGGUCAGGGUCUUUUGAGAGUAAGUACGUACACUUAGUAGGCCAGUUGGAUUGUGUAUCUGGUCAUUGAACCUUGAGCUUCAUCAAAAACAGUGUUUUAAGUGAAGCAUUUCAGUGCUGUCAGGAGGAAUCUGACUGAGUCAGACGUUAUUGGGUAUUUAUAGGAAUAUACACUAAUGUUCAUAAGUUUGGGGUUGGUAAGAUUUUUUUUGUUGUUGUUUGUUAUAAAAUCUCUUUUGCUCACCAACAUUGCAUUUCAUAAACACAAUAAAACAUUAAAUACAGUAAUAUUUGUAAAAUAUUAUUACACUUUUAAAAUAUCUGUUUUCUAAUUUAAUAUAUUUUCAAAUAUUAUUUAUUCCUGUGAUGACAAAGCUGAAUUUUCAGCAGCCAUUACUCCAGUCUUCAUUGUCACAUCAUCCUUCAGAAAUAAUUCUGUUAUGCUGAUUUAGUGCUCAAUAAAUAUUUCCUAUUAUUAUUAAUGUUGAAAACAGUUGUGCUGCUUAAUAUAUCUGUAGAAAAUGUGAAAAGAGCACCCUUUGAAUUAGAAGUUUUUUAACUUGCGAUAAAAUGUAUUAAUUGCUUUAAAAAAUCUUUCUAACCCCAAACAUGUGAACAUUAGAAUGUGUUGCACAUUUUCAAAGAAGGAAAAACUUUUUUAGUCUACAGUAUUCAACCAGAAAUUAUAAUGGUUGACAUUGCUUGUCAAUUUCUGUUAGAACAAGACAAUACUUUUUUUCUUUCUUCUUUUUUUUGUUUUUUUUUUGUUUGCAUGAAACUUCAAUAUUAAAUUUUAGAUUCUUUAUGCCUUUGCAAUUAUGGCACUAUUUAUAGGUGGAAUUUGUACAUUCCUGGCAUCAAAUGAAAUUCCAAUCUGUUUGUAAUGAGAUGGACAUGAUAUCAAUCAGGGCUGUGAGUUUGGUGCGGGGUGCUGGGUGCUGGGUGGGGGGUCUAUCUGUAUGCUCAACUAAUUGCAAAUGGGGAGAGAUUUUUUUCCCAAUUGUGUUAUUUCAGAUUAUUUACUUAUUGAUUCAAUUCAGUUAAUUCAGUUAUGUCAAAAACUGGGGAUGUUAGUGGUGCAGACAAGACACAUUAAACAUGAAUAUUAAACAAACCAUUUUUUUUCCAUAUUUGCCUGAAUGCAUUAGGCAGACAGUUUUAUCCAAAGCAACUUGCAUUGCAUUUAAGUCAUGCAUUCCAUGGGAAUGAAACCCAUGACCUUGACGUUGCUGGUCACUGCUCUACUGUUUAAACUACUAUUCUACAUUUGUCUCCCCUAAAGGACGUCAUGCUUUGAUAAGCAUUGCAGUCCUAUGGUUAAAUGAAUCCUAUAUAAAAUACAUGGAGUGUUUCUCCAGAGCAAACUGCAGAUUUUAUCAGGCUUCCACAUCAGAUGAACUGGAAAAGUCACCUGCUGCUAUGCAAAAUGUGAAAAGAGCAUAAGCUUAAUGACACGGUAAGGAAAAGUUAAUGUUUCACUGCAUAAGUUGGGGUUGGUGUGCAAGUAUCACUAACGUCACUAGUGGCAAACAUUUUUCUUUCAUGAGCACAGAAUGAAUCAAGAAUGAAAUCAAGAUGAGUUUUAUGUUUGCCACUUGUAAUGUUAGACUGUCAGAAUGUGGCGAGGCAUUGAGAAAGAAGUAGGUGGCUCUGAGAAAGUGAUUACAGGGCUGUAAACCGCAAGUGUUGAAGGUGGCAUAGUGAGAGAUGAAACCCAGACCAAACAAUUAUAUUGAUUUUAAAGAAGGAAUUCAAAAUUCUGUAAUGAUUUACUCAACUUCAUGUUUUUUCAAACAUUUUGUGGAGCACAAAAGAAGAUAUUUUGAAGAAUGUCUCCAUUGUUUUGGUCUAUGAAGAAAAGUGGUUGAAACAUUCUUCGAAAUGUCUUCUUUUGUGUUCCACAGAUAAAAGGAAGUCACACACAUAUGGAAAGAUAUCAAGGAGUGAAUUUUUGCCUUUUUUUGGUGACGCACACUCAAGACAUUUUUUUAAAAGGGGCAUAUUGUAACAGUACAUUGUAUUUCAUAUUUUAUCAAGAAGUAUUUUUGUGAUCUCAGAAAUGCAUAUGUUGCAAAAACAGGCCUUAAGUUCAGACUGACCAAAGCAUUUGAGCGCUAGAGUGCUGUGUGCUUUCCCAGGGCAGGAUCAGUUACUGAGAGGUUUUUGACAAGUCUCCAAACUAUCACUUCAAACACGCAGUGUGUUUAUUCCCUGCUUUGAUGCUUUGAUUUGCACGUGAGUUGCAUUGCAGUGUUGUAUAUUUUCUGUGAGUGAGCUCACUGCUGCCGCGUCCCACCAGACGGAACUGUUCAGGAUCUGGUGCUCGUUCAGACAAAGCUGACAUGCAAUAACAGAGACCUCCCUGUAGAUUGUAAUCUUUCUCAGAAUAAAUAUACUUUUUGUCUA